Molecule: messenger RNA, 3569 nt
Organism: Cyprinodon variegatus (sheepshead minnow)
Lineage: Eukaryota; Metazoa; Chordata; Actinopteri; Cyprinodontiformes; Cyprinodontidae
Product: RNA exonuclease 1 homolog
Exons: 16
Coding region: 39-3476 (1145 amino acids)
Cellular component (GO): nucleus
Molecular function (GO): exonuclease activity; nucleic acid binding
Source: RefSeq, a predicted model, not a curated record
GCCAUCAAUCUAGUUUAACAUUUCUUUUGUUUUCUGCCAUGUUUCCAUCCUCUGGUCUUUUUAUUAAUAUAAACUGCCCCUUUUCACGACACGGGCUCUGUGAGAGACCUCAUUGUUUGUACAAACAUGCCACAGAAGCGAGGGGGACGUUUGGUGGCGUGUCUAAAUCACCCACAGCGGAGCUAACAGGGCAAACAGGAAAUCUGUAUGGCAACCGCUUCAGACCAGUAAACGCAGACUCCCUGCAUGAGCUGCAAAGACUGGAAAAGGAGAUUGAAACUGCAAGGCACGAAGUGGAACAGGAGCAGCGCCGCCUCUCAUGCUAUCAGACCAACUGGGCGGACAGAAGUGGCAAUAAACCUCCAACAAAAUGUGAGGCCAGCGUUUCCUGUGGACUUCCUUCAAGCAAAGGACAUAAAUCCAGUGUGCAGGCAAUGAAGUAUGUGGUGGACAGCUCAAAGCCAAGGACUGAUUUAGAGUAUGAUCCACUCUCCAACUUUUCUGCCGCCUUGCGGUCUUACAGCUCAUCAGGAAAAGUGAAAAACCGACAAGACGGAAGGAGCUCGAGAUCUGUGGAGAAGCCGACUACUCAUCAAGCCCAGCUCAACCGACCUUCAUCUCCGCCAGACCUUGAUGACUCUUUUGAAGAUGGUGUCCUUGUUAUUGAUGUUUCUUUAUCUCCAGACAAAACUAGUGAUCAAACUCCAAAUGCCGCCGCUGACGUGGCAUCAGAGACAUCCUCCGAGGGAACAGAGAGAGCCAGGAAGGAGAUUAAAACCCAUAAUGUUCUUCUUGAUUCCUCACCGCAGAAAAUAACUCCUCAGGUGGUAAAUGCUGCUUGGUCAUCCACCGCCAGCAACAAUGUAAACAAAGAGCCUGAUUGUUGUCUAAUAGAGAGCAAUCCAGUCUCAUCUGCUUCUGAAAAAGCCAAAGAUUACAGCAAUGAUAGUAGUGGGUUUAAUUUAACCGGAUGUCUAGUAGAACUUGAAAGAGGACGUGAAAACCCUGGUCUACGGUCACCUGAGAUGCCAACCAAAAAAAAUGAAUCCCAAAGUUUUUCCACCACCUCAGAUCACUUGGGUAACCCUCACAAUAAACUGAUCUCUAAUACUGGGAAAUAUAAUCCACAGCCGCAUUGUUCCCUUUUUCGUAAGCAACCAGAUCCAGAUUCAGCCAAGCAAGCCUUGGUGACAGAGGUUCAGAGCCACGUCCCUUAUACGCAAAGCGCGCAGUCGGACGCUGCAGCUCGUGAAAAAACGGCAGAGAAAACAAACCUGCAGCAAGCAGAUGGAGGACCAGGCAAUAGCCAGAUCUGGUCUCCUGAUGUUGCAUCAGUAAAUCCCCAUGGCAGAGCUGAUUCAUCUGACCUCACAGAACAGCUUCACCAGGAGGAGGAUGAAGCAGUGAUAGUAAUAAACUCCAGCGCUGAGGAGGACGAGCUGGAUUACUCAGAGAUGGAGCUGUCUGAUAGCGACCCGAUGGAGGAAUGCUACAGGAUCUUCAUGGAGGCAAAUGGCGAGGAAAGAGGAAACGAGGAGCAGGGUAGCACUUCUAUGACGGUUGUCAUGGAUGUUGAGAAACCAGAGGUUAAAGCUGCAGGCCAGAGUUUCACAGGGAAAAAGAGAGUUGCUCAUGAAGCUAAGAACCUAGAGCAGCCGCUGGCUAAGAUGAGACCUCAGCCUCAGGUUCUGGUUCCUCUGCGGGAGCCGUCGGCUGCAGGGUUGAACUCCCGGGCUACCGUCGCUUCUAAGACCCAGCAGCUUCAGCACAGAGCCUCGAUACCGUCUGUCCCGGUUAAAAUCGCUCAGAAUAUUCUGUCUUCUGGGAGCCAGAAAAAAGACACACAGAUGGCAGCUUCAGCUUCAACCCUGAAAAACCUUCAGCCUUCCCCGACGCCAAAUGCUUGUGUGAACUUCAUCCCCAUUGGAACUGCAGUCAUUGAAGUGGGAAACAACGUGCACCUGAUCCUCCCACAGGGCAGCUUCCCUCUCUCCGUCUCCUCCGCUUCCAGCCCAGUUACUUCUGUGCUGACUCCAGUGAGCCGGGUUCAUCCAAACCCUGGCACACUCAAACAAACUAGCGCUCCUGCUGCAGUGACUCCUUUGCCAAGACAUCGCUCCACUGUGCCUGUGCUCAUUGCUGCUCCAGCGCGACGACCUGCACUCGGCUCUGCUUUGGCAUCGACCUCUGUGCAGGCAGCAGUUGGAGCCUCCACGACUUCUCAAGCUGCUGGCCAAGCAGCUGUUAAGCCUCUGCCAGUGAAAAGGAAGCUGAAGCAGCAAAGUGAAACGGCAAAAGAGAAAGUUCCCCACGAUGUCCGUCAGCGGUACGUGAACAUGUUCACAGAGGAGUUCCUUAAAACCACAGCUGAUGUCAAUGAGGCUUUUGAGAAGGCCCUAACUGAGGAGAAGAGCGUGUACAACCGCAGCGUCAACAAACUCAAAUAUCUCAGCAUUGCAGUGAACGCCCUCAAAAGACUGAAGAACCAAAGUGCUUCUGCUAAAAAUGAAAAACAGGUCCAGAAUCAAAAACCAAAAGGCAACAUCCCAUUUAUCCGAAAAAAGAUGAAAGAAAAUGCAGGUGAUAUGGUGUUGUAUGAAAUUUUCAAGGGUUAUACUUUGACUGAUGAACAAAUGAUAGAAAACAACUAUCCUAUCCAGCACCCAGAAAAAGCAAGUUCUGCUGUUCUUUUUUCUGAGAAGAAAGUGAGCACAGACCCCCUUAAAAGGAUCUGCUGUCGAUGCGGGGCCACGUACGCUGUCAAUCAAACAGGCAAACACCUCCGAAAAGAGGAGUGCAACUACCACUAUGGGAAAGGAGUUACCAACAGAGUUCCAGGGGGAGUGGAAACUCGCUACAGCUGCUGUCAGGGAGUCAUGGGAGCUCCUGGAUGUCAAAUGUUUAAGUUGCAUGUCCAUGAUUUUCUCAGCUUGGAUGGGUUUGUAUCUACUGCACCCAGAUGUCCCUCAGACAUGAGCUGUCCUGGAGUUUAUUCCCUGGAUUGUGAAAUGUGUUACACUGUUCAAGGGCUGGAGCUGUCCAGAGUGACGGUGAUCAACUCCAACCUUCAGGUCGUCUACGACACCUUUGUCAGACCUGAUAAUGAGGUCAUCGACUAUAACACCAGGUUUUCAGGAAUCAGUGAGGAAGAUGUGAAAGGUAACCAUCCCUCCCUCAGGGAGGUCCAGGAGACUUUGUUGAGCUUCAUCAGUGCAGACACUAUUCUGGUUGGACAUGGCCUGGAAACAGACCUUUGUUUACUCAAGUUGCUUCAUGGGUUGGUGGUAGACACUUCGGUGGUCUUCCCUCAUCGUCUAGGACCACCUAACAAGCUGAGCCUCAACAGUCUCACAGCUGAAUACCUCAGGAGGAUUAUUCAAGAGAGUGUUUGUGGCCACGACACUGAGGAAGAUGCAUCUGCCUGCAUGGAGCUUAUGCUGUGGAAGAUGAAAGAAGAUGGGAAACUGAAAAAAUGAGGAGCUACCGCAAUAGCUCAAUAAGAAACAUAUGUAUAUUUGUGUGACAAAGAAAAAGGGCUGUUUAUUUUUUUUUGUUUUUACUUAAAUUGG